GGAUGCAGCUGUCACUUGGGCCAAACCCGUCGUCCGCGAAUCGCGAGAGUGUUUUAAUCGCGUGAAAAUAAUCCUAGAAAAUAGUCCAGUUAUUAGCGCAAAAUCCCAAUCCGAAUCGUCCGUCUGGAUCCGCGCGCGUGUGAUUUCCGGGUUUCUGAAAAUCGAGUGAAUGGCGUGAAGUUGUGGAAAUUGGAGUGCUGCUUGUGGAAGGAAGAGGGGCAAUUUUUUUUCUUCCUGGCGAAAGUGAAACCCCCCCCCUCGAAAAGAUUCGCGCGGAGAUCUGGGGGAGAGCUGAGUGCUAUUAUUAUUACGAUUGCCGCGGGUUCUCGGGGGGCCUUCUGCUGAAGGAGGGGAGGAUAUUCGAGAUAACGUGAUGCAUCGUCGUCCCCAGUGUAGUGCAGCAGAUCUUUAGAAGGAUUACCCAUAGGCGAAGCAGCUUCUUCGAAAACUGAGGAACAUCCGACGCUUGUGGAGUCAGGAUGUGCCACCAGCUUCGGGCGGACCAAUUUCGGAAACAGCAGAUAUCAGUCACCUUCGAUCGUAGCAUACGCGAAAACGAUCGGGAGGUGCUUUAGAAUCAACGAACGCACUGUUGACGAACGAACAUUCCUCCAGCUCUGUACUACGACUCCGGACUCGAAAGAACCCCCGGGCGCGUUGACGACGCAAUCGAAUUGAAGCCACCAGGAAUUGACCAUCUAGUGGAGUAGUAGAAACUUAAUCUCAGCACCAGCAGCAGCAGCAGAUUUAGCAAACCAGCCAUGCGGACGAAACAUUUCCUCCUGAUUCUGAUCGGCGUGAUAACGACCAGCGUGCUCUUGAUACUGUUGGGACCGGCCGGCCAGCAGAAUGACUCGAUCAAGAACAUUAUGUCGCAGACGCACGAGCAGUUGCGCAACCUGCAGAAAAACAUGGUCCGGGACAGCAGCGAGCAGCACCCGGAAAUGGACCCGAAGUACCUGGCCCUGCUCGGGUUCACCCAGCCGCUGUACAACGGCACGCGGCACAACUUCUCGAUCGUAACGUACGCCCUGGCCGGUGAGGUGGCCUCGACCAUUCUGUACGCACAAAACAUCGCGACCAAGCUGCCAAACGAGCAGCUGCUGAUCUACGACCUCGGGCUGUCCGAGGUCGACCUGCACACGCUGCAGGCCUUCUGCAACAGCACGCGCUGCACUGUGAUAAGCUUUGGCGAUCGGCUCGCCCCGUUGCCGUCGUACGUGACCGACGAAAACAUGCACGCGUUCCGGCCGAUCGUGAUCCACGACGCGCUCGCCCGGGCCCGCUCCAUCCUCUUCACCGAGAACAGCGUCCGGCUGCGGGGCACCGGCAAGGAUGUGGCCGAUAUGCGAACCAAGACUGAGAACAGCACCAGUGGCGUGAUGGGCUGGACGACCCAGCAGGCGGUCACCAGUCGGACGCAUCCGAAGAUGUUCGACUACUUUGACACCGAGGCGGACAAUUUCCUCUUUCUGCCGAUGGUUUCGCUGGACUUUGUGUUCUUCGCUGGGACGCCGACGGUCAACGAGAAGAUUAUGCUGCCCUGGGUGCGCUGCAUGCUGACGCCCGAGUGUUUGCACCCUAUCGGUGCCCAGUCCGGCGGCUGCAAGUACAACAAGAAGCCCCAGUACCGGUACUCGGGCUGCCACGGGUACGACACGUCCGCCUUCAACAUCAUCCUCGGGUACACGUUCGGCUUCGACGAGACCAAGUACUCGACGCACGAGGACUCCUCCUCGGGGCGUCUGUUCUAUCUCGAGACGCUCGAGCAGGCGACGCGGAUCCUCGAGAACCGGCGCAAAAACAUCAGCGACACCUCGGAGCACCCGUUCACGGACGACCAGUAGGAGGAGGAGGGGGAUUUCAGCAGAAAAAAAGUCAUUAGUUUAGCAGCUACUUAAAAAAAAAUGAAAGAAAGAGCGAGAGUGCGAAUCAGGGGUAAGUAUGAGAAGAGAUUAUACGAAGAACUCGUGACCAAAGGUUUGAACAGCGCGCUCAACUUGUUGGGAGUUAUCUGUUGUUUCAGAAUAUUAUUGUACAUUUUUUUUCUAUUUUCGAAUCAACUCUUCACAGUUUCUGUACAGUUUAGUUCGCUAAGUUAAAAAUUCAAACUCUUGCAUUGGUAGGCACGGAUAGUCGGUCCGUUACGAUAUAAGAUAAACUUGUGUGAUUUAUUCGUGUAAGAACAACUCUCGGUUUAAGGAUUAAGCAAAGUUGCACAAACAAACAAAAAACAGUGGCCAAGGUAGAGAAAAAAAGGUGUGUGUUUUUUUUUAUAAAACGGAACGGAACAAACGGGAAAAGCGUAGCAACUGCACACAUUUAAUCGCAUGUUAAAAUGUGGCGCCUAGGAUAGUGAGGGGGAAAACGCACAGGGCUCCGGAUCGAAUCCGGAGACUCGCUGCUGCAGCUUUCCGACGCGGAAUGAAAAGAUGCUGUGAACACUUAAAACUUAAGCUUAAGCAGAGCGCAAGCAUGGAGAGUAGCUUCAGGUUAGCGGUUUAGUGAGGAGGAAAGCGUUUCCUUUCGAUUGUUUGUUAGUAAAAGCAACAAAAAAAAUGGCAGACCAAAUUUCGUAAUAAAGCUUGAUUUUACUCAGUAUUUGAUAGAAAGCAACACGUAGAGACGCAAUCGCAAAGUUUCGCAGAAUAUGAAAUAUUUUUAAGGAAACGUUCAGAAGAAUGAUGAAAUUUGUAAAAAGAAAUCCUAGGUGUGCACAUUAUUAUACGGUUACGAGAACAAAGAUAAUAUCUCUAACAAACAAAAAAAAGUACACGUAGUUACGAUUAGAGGGAUAUGAAAAAAUAGAUAUCUCACCAAAUUUGGUUCAAGUCUAAA
Molecule: messenger RNA, 2838 nt
Organism: Culex quinquefasciatus (southern house mosquito)
Lineage: Eukaryota; Metazoa; Arthropoda; Insecta; Diptera; Culicidae
Exons: 4
Coding region: 762-1847 (361 amino acids)
Source: RefSeq, a predicted model, not a curated record